AUGGGCAUUGCAUUGUUAGGUGGAUUGGCCGGGGGCGUGGUAUUCCCGCCGAAGCCGCUGUACAUGGCGCGGGCGCUCCCGGACCCGAUGAUCCUGCGGAACCCGGCGCUGUGCUUGACGGCCAUGGGAGCCUUCUUCAUGGAAUGGGGCCUCUUCGUGCCUCUGUCCUACCUGACCUUGUACGCGCUUGGCCAUGGGCAAUCGUAG
Molecule: messenger RNA, 207 nt
Organism: Colletotrichum higginsianum IMI 349063
Lineage: Eukaryota; Fungi; Ascomycota; Sordariomycetes; Glomerellales; Glomerellaceae
Product: Riboflavin transporter MCH5
Exons: 1
Coding region: 1-207 (68 amino acids)
Source: RefSeq, a predicted model, not a curated record